AUGGAUUGGAAUAAUAUUUUAAUAAGAAAUAUAGAAUAUAUCAAAGCUAAGAAUAAAAUAAAGACCCAAGUUGAAAAUAACAGAUUACAACAACUCGGAUUAACAGAAAAUCUACAAACUCUAUUUCAACCCAUAUUAAAAUCUCAAGAGGAUAUUAAAAGGAAAUUAGCUUUAGAAUAUAAACCUCCUAUAGAACCCACACCUCAUAUAGAACCUCAUCACCCCAAACCGAUUGAAUAUGGUGGUAUUAUAAUUAGGACAUUAGAUGAUAUUAAUAGUCUUUUUUCAAACCCUAAAGCAGAUUUACCAAAGAGUAUUUCACCAAUCGUUGAUAAUCAAGGUUUAUUGUUUAAUGGAUUAAGAAUAAUAUUUAGUCCAAAUUUUCCUUUAUUCAAAAUCGAUACAAAAGACUUUAUAUUAACAUUAACGAGAGGAUUAAUAGAUUUAAUGAAUGGCGAGGAUGUUGAUUAUGAGUACGAACUCAAUCGCAAUCAAGAAUAUGAAUUGGGAUUAAAGUAUUUCUCUGUUUACAAUUCCAUUAGAAAUAUCAACGAAAAAUAUAACCAACUAAAAAUAUCAACAGAUAAUGGAGUUACGUUCAAAACCAUACGUUUACUACCAGGAAGCUACGAAUACAUAGCCAUUAACGAAUACCUAUCUGAAUAUGGAGGAAGUGUCAAUGGUAAAAACAAUAUUGAAUUCGAAGGUAAUUUGAAUCUGAACAAAAUAAAAUUGAUAUUAAGAAAUAAUAGUCAAGUUGAUUUCAACGUAGAAAAUUCAUUGAAUACGUUACUAGGAUUUGAUAAACGACUAUACACCCAAUCCACUUUAGCACCACACAAAGCUAAUAUCGAGAAUGAUAUCGAUGUGAUAAAUAUACAUUGCAAUUUGAUAAACAAUAAAUACAAACGUCAGAUUAUUUACAGUCUUCCAACAUUCACUGUACCUAUAGGAUAUAGACUUAUAGAGAAACCAUUUCAAUCGACGUAUUUACCACUUAAUUCCUUUAUGAUUGAAGAUAUAAAUCUGGAAAUCAAAGAUGGUAAAAAUAGGUUUAUAGAUUUUGGUAACGAGGAAAUUGUUAUUCAACUUCAUUUAAAACAAAAGAACUAA
Lottia gigantea (owl limpet) is the source of this 1113-nucleotide messenger RNA. RefSeq lists its product as hypothetical. Lineage: Eukaryota; Metazoa; Mollusca; Gastropoda; Lottiidae. The transcript is spliced from 2 exons. The record is from RefSeq and is a predicted model, not a curated record. The coding region runs from base 1 to 1113 and encodes 370 amino acids.